AUGGGCUACUUGUCACUAGGAAUGCUGCUGCUGGCUGUGGUAUGCUCCCUGUCUGCUGUGAUUGACAGGCACAAAGUCACUAAAGCCACGAAAUAUCUGGAGAAGUUUGGCUACCUGCAGCCAUCACUGGGCCAGGGAAGAAAAGACUAUCAGGAGGAGGAUACAGCAGCUGCUCUCAGGGUCUUCCAGAAGGUGACCGGCCUACCUGUGACUGGAAAGAUUGACAAGGCCACCUUGGCAACAAUGAAACUGCCUCGUUGUGGCAUAGAGGACUCUUUCAACCAGAAAUCCCUCAAAUAUCGAGUGAUGGGUUACUGGCACAAGAAGAAUCUAUCCUACCGCAUCUAUAACUACACCCCUGACAUGAGUCGAGCCAAAACCCGCUCGGCUAUCCGUACUGCCUUCAAGUACUGGAGCGAUACUUCCCCCCUGAGCUUCCGGGAGGUUUUUGGAGGGCAGGCGGACAUCAAAAUCUCUUUCCAUGAGAAAGAUGGGUCUUGUCCUGACCCGUUUGAUGGGCCAGGUCAAAUUCUGGCCCAUGCGGAUGCCCCUGAGUCAGGCAUAGUGCAUUUUGACGGAGCUGAGUACUGGACUGAAGGAAAGCACUAUGGGACAAACCUGCGCAUCGUUGCAGCUCAUGAGAUUGGCCAUGCCCUGGGACUGGGCCACUCUCAGUACAGCACCGCUCUCAUGGGGCCAGUCUACAGCGGUUACCGUGCCGAUUUCCACCUGCAUCGAGAUGACCUUCAAGGGAUACAGGCUCUGUAUGGCAAGCCAGAGGCCAGAGCUCCCAACUCUGUACACCCAGCAAAAGCCCCCUGGACUGAGAAGAUUGACCCCUGUAGUGCCAUAUUGGAUGCCGUCAUGUCCGGUCCUUUCAGGAAGACAUUUUCCUUCAGCGGCCAGUAUGUAUGGAUGGUGUCUGACAAGGGCAACAACAUACCAAUCAGGAUCAGUCAGUUGUGGAAGGGCCUGCCAGGGGAUCUGGAUGCUGCUGUGCACUCCCCGAGAACUGACAAGACCUACUUUCUAAAAGGGGACCAAUUGUGGAGGUAUACAGGUUUCCGUCUGGACCCUAGCUACCCUAAAUCAACCCUCAUCCCCCCCAACAUUGAUGCAGCUCUCUACUUUGAGCUCAACAAAAAACUCCUCUUCUUUAAGGGUUGUAGUUACUGGCAGUUGGAUGAGCUGGCAUACGCCACUUUCGACACUCGACCUAAACCCACUGGCGAGCUCUUCCCUGGAGUGCCCUCCAAUCUGGAUGCUGCCCUCAGCUGGACUGACAGCAACAUCUAUUUCUUCAAGGGAGACCAGUACUGGCGCAUAAACAAGCAGCUGAAAGUGGAGUCUGGGUACCCACUGAGUAUUAAGGAGCACUGGAUGCAGUGUGACGAGUAG
Conger conger (European conger) is the source of this 1398-nucleotide messenger RNA. RefSeq names its product matrix metalloproteinase-19-like. Gene Ontology annotation, biological process: proteolysis; collagen catabolic process; extracellular matrix organization. Gene Ontology annotation, molecular function: metalloendopeptidase activity; zinc ion binding. Gene Ontology annotation, cellular component: extracellular matrix. The transcript is spliced from 9 exons. The record is from RefSeq and is a predicted model, not a curated record. Bases 1 to 1398 code for a protein of 465 amino acids. NCBI's taxonomy places the organism in Eukaryota, Metazoa, Chordata, Actinopteri, Anguilliformes, Congridae.